Messenger RNA from Durio zibethinus, 1845 nucleotides. NCBI's taxonomy places the organism in Eukaryota, Viridiplantae, Streptophyta, Magnoliopsida, Malvales, Malvaceae. The record is from RefSeq and is a predicted model, not a curated record.
AAAAAAAAAAUCACACCAAACAAACAAAGAAAAAAGAACAAAUCUUUUUCUUUUUUUCUUCUUAAUUUCUUCCAUGGUAUCAAAAUUCUCAUAAAACCCAUGUUGGAAAUCCUUUUUAAAAUUCAUUUUUAGCUCUUUCUUUUAUUUUUUUCUUUAAUUAUUAGGGUUUUUUUUUUUUUUUUUUGCGGUUAACUUUAAUGUUGGAGUCAUGCAGGACAUAGCUCCCACAAGCACCACCCCACUAAGUACUACACCGAAAUCACCAGAGCCUGAGAGUGAAACACCAACCCGGAUCCAACCCACUAAGUCCUUAUCUUUCACUAACGGUGUUCUCAAGCGUCACCAGCCUCACCACCCUCACCACCACUACCACCCCCACGCGCCACCCAUCGUCAUAAACUACAAAGAGUGUCUCAAGAACCAUGCAGCCACUUUGGGUGGACAUGCUCUAGAUGGCUGUGGUGAAUUCAUGCCAUCUCCAACAGCUACCCCAACAGACCCAACUUCCCUCAAAUGUGCUGCUUGUGGAUGCCACCGCAAUUUCCACCGCCAGGAACCUGAAGACCCACCUCCCACAACAGCCACCGCUACACUAGAAUACCAGCCUCACCAUCGCCACCAUCCACCACCUCCGGCCAGUCAGCCACAUCGUAGUCCUAACUCUGCUUCACCACCACCGAUCUCAUCAUCCUACUAUCCUUCAGCUCCUCACAUGCUUUUAGCACUUUCAGGAGGUCUCACAGGUGCAUUAGACAAUACUCAUAAUAACUCUCAUUUACCAGCUGGUGCCGUUACUCCAAACACUAGAAAUCUUGGUUCGAGCUCGAGGAAAAGAUUCAGAACAAAGUUCACUCAGUUGCAGAAAGAUAAGAUGCUGGAUUUUGCGGAGAGAGUUGAGUGGAAGAUGCAGAAAAAAGAUGAAGAAGCUAUUCGAGAGUUUUGUAAUGAAGUUGGUGUUGAUAGAGGGGUUUUAAAAGUUUGGAUGCAUAACAAUAAGAAUACUUUUGGGAAGAAAGAUCAAGCCAAUGGAGGAGAACGAGGAGGAGGAAGUGGAGGGAUUGGAAGUAGGAAUAAUGGGAGUGGGAAUAGCAACAAUAAUAUUGAUAGUUCCGGACUCAACCAUGAAGACAACCAUGAAGACAACAAUGAGAGUCAUGGGAAUAACAACAACAAUGGUCAGAAUCUGAACCAUCACUUUGAAACUGAUAGUGUUGCUCAUGUUGGAACUAAUGGCUCUUCUUCUUCCUCUUGAUGUUGAUGAUGAAUUGAGAUCAGCUUCAUGAUCUUUUCUUUCUGAUGGGAACAUAAUAAGCUGUUAGAUAGAGUAAGGACCUGUUUAUUAGCUGUUUUUCUUUUCUUUUGUUUUCUGAUCAUUUUGUUCCUAGAUAGUUUAAUUAAUGAUCAUCACUUUGUUGAGGAUAUAACAUGGGAAGAACUGCUUUGAUCCAAAAAGGGAAUUUAUUUUCUUUUCUAGUAAUUUUUUUUCUUCACCAUUUCUCUCAAAUUCUGGUUUUUUGGGAUUAUAAACUUCCAUGGUUUCUGUUUUCCAGGCAGUGAAACAAAAAUCUUAAAACCUUUGAAUCUGUAAAGUUUCCUUAGACAGAGUUAAAGGUGAGAGAAACAGAGGGAAAGAGAGAGAAAUAGGUUUCCUUACAAUGAUCUUCUGUCUGAGAGGAAGAGGCAGAAAGUGUUGUAAAACUUGUAUCUGAUUAUUUUAACAUAUCCCAUUAGCUUUAUACAAUAUAAGCUGAUAUGAGAAGAUUUUUUUAUAGUUUAUUAGCAUAAGGGGAACAUAUCAUCUUCAUUAUCUUCUCAAUCAUCCGCAAAAGAAAAAAAAAAAAGCUU